Messenger RNA from Sus scrofa (pig), 9098 nucleotides. NCBI's taxonomy places the organism in Eukaryota, Metazoa, Chordata, Mammalia, Artiodactyla, Suidae. The record is from RefSeq and is a predicted model, not a curated record.
UGUUGCUUCGCGUCACUUUCCACCGGGAACUGUGUGAGGGGUAGGGGAAACUUUGAAAGUUGGAUGCUGCAGACCCGGUUCUUUUUCUUGUUGCAUCUUAAGGCAUGGGUAGCAAGAAACUAAGACGAGUGGGUUUAUCACAAGAGCUGUGUGACCGUCUGAACAGACAUCACAUAAUUACGUGUCAGGACUUUCUGUGUCUUUCCCCACUGGAGCUUAUGAAGAUGACUGGCCUUAGUUAUCAAGGUGUCCAUGACCUUUUGUGUUUGGUCAGCAGAGCUUGUGCCCCACCGAUGCAAACGGCUUAUGAGAUAAAGACACAGAGGUCGGCUGUGCCCUCACCAGCUUUUUUAUCUACGACUCUCUCUGCUUUGGAUGAAGCCCUGCAUGGUGGUGUAGCUUGUGGAUCCCUCACUGAGAGGUGGCUCAGCUGGGCCGUUUUGGGGAGGGAUGUGAGCGGGCAGGUUGGCACUGCUGGUUUACAGGAGGUCGUGAUCCCUCCCCAGCAGCCUCUCUCCACGGGCUGCUUGAGUCUCCUCAUGACACGCCGUCUGGUCCCCAGGAUUACAGGUCCACCAGGUUGUGGGAAAACUCAGUUUUGUAUAAUGAUGAGCAUUUUGGCUACAUUACCUAUUGACAUGGGAGGAUUAGAAGGAGCUGUUGUAUACAUUGACACAGAGUCAGCAUUUAGUGCUGAAAGACUGGUUGAGAUGGCAGAGUCUCGUUUUCCCAGAUAUUUUAGCACUGAAGAAAAAUUACUUUUGACAGUCAGUAAAGUUCAUCUUUAUAGGGAACUCAGCUGUGAUGAAGUUCUACAAAGGAUUGAAUCCUUGGAAGAAGAAAUUAUUUCAAAAGGAGUUAAGCUUGUGAUUAUUGACUCUGUCGCUUCUGUGGUAAGAAAGGAGUUUGAUACACAACUUCAGGGCAACAUGAGAGAAAGGAACAAGUUCUUAGCAAGAGAAGCUGCCUCUUUGAAGUAUUUGGCUGAGGAAUUUUCAAUCCCAGAUUUUGCUGUGUAUCAUUCAUGCCAGGAAAGCUUCCUGUGCAGGAGAGCUGCUGUGAGAUGUUGGCAUGAGCGAGCGAGAUGGAGAGAGGAGAGGAGAGGAGUGACCCAAUUCUUGCCUUAGUUAAAACCCAGGCAUCUGGAGAACUCUGCCUGACUCCAGAGCUACAUAUGUGUGUGUGUGAACUUUGGGGAAAAAGGGCAACACUAACGUGAACAGUGUCCAUCAGACCUUCCUUUAAAGCGCUUGGAGAACUUGGAGCAUUGUGCCUUGUUCAGCUUCUAGUAUUUUUAUGCUCUAAUUCUUGGAAACUGAUUACUUAAGGCAGUGUCAGAAAGUCAAAAUAGGGACUUGUUGUUAUCAAAUGACUAGUAGAAUCUUGGAAAACUCAACUUUCUUAUCCUUUGUUAUCUCAGAUCAACUGCAAUAGCAGAAUAAGAUUUGCAGUUCUAAUAAAUUGUUCUAAAUCCUGUAAAUCUCAAAGUACACUAUUAUUACAUUUAAAUAAUAACAUUCAGACUGUAUGAGAUAUUUAGGGCCUUUGUAGAGAGUAUUCAGUAAUUUAAGAAAAAUCUUUGAGAACUAUGUCUAGAUACUCAUGUUGCAACAGAACAAAGGGUGGGGGAAAAAAUGUAAUUGUAAUGUAUACAUGUAAGGAUAACCUGACCCCCUUGCUGUACAGUGGGAAAAUAAAAAUAAAAAUAAAUAAAUAAAUAAAUAAAUGGAGUCAUAUAAUAUGUAAAAAAAAAAAAAAGAAAAAAGAAAAAUCUGUUUUGAGUCAAUAGGAAAAUAAUAUACGUUUGUAAAUGUGAGAUGCUAUUUUUGUUUUGUACUUGAGAUUUGUAGACGUGCUCUAAUUUUUUACAGAAAGUUUAUGAUUGUUUAAAAAAUUUACAGAGAUAAGAGAUAAUGUUUUCACAGUGUGGGUCUACACAAUUUUAUGUUGCAUAAAAAAGAAGUGGAUUGUCUCUUCCUGCUACCACAGAAUGUGGUGUAGUAAUAUCUUCAGACUCUCCAGGGUCUGUACUCUGGAGUAGGAUUGCAGGGUCAUCUAGAGUAUCAACUAUAUGGAGUUCCCGUCCUGGCUCAGCAGUAAUGAACCUGACUAGUGUCCUUGAGGAUGCAGGUUUGAUCCCUGGCCUUGCUUAGUGGGUGAAGAUCCAGUGUUGCCGUGAGCUGUGUAGGUCACAGACAUUGCUUGGAUCUUGUGAGGCUGUGGCUGUGGCUGGCUGCAGCUCUGAUUCAACCCAAAAGACUAUCAACUAUAAUAGAAAGAAAAUAUACAUUCUGAACAUCACUAAGCACUGGCAGAUUGCUUCCUGGAAAGGCUACACCAGUCUUCAUCCACCAACAGUAGAUGAAUGCUCCUGCUUCCCCACAUCCUUGCCAGGAUUUGCUGUGUUUAGACUUUCUUGGUUUUCCAAACCGAUGGGUGUAAAGUGAUGUUUCACUUUAAUUUACAUUUCUCUGAUUACCAAUAAAGCUGAGCAUCUCUUUAUAUACUACUUAUUUGGCUUUUUACUAUCAUGGCUUGCUUUAAACUUUCAUGUCGAUGGAGACCUUAAUUUUGAGCUUUUCAAACACCCCCAAAAAUUAUAUAUAUUUUAACUUUACAGUUUAUACUUUUAGGAUCCGGGGUUACUCUCUGACAUUUUUUUUGUUGUUGUUGUUAUUCACAUUUAAUUUAUUAUUUUUUUAAUUGAACUAUUGAUUUACAGUGUUGUGUUAGUUUCUGGUGUAUAGCAAAAUGAUUCAGUUAUAUAAAUGCUCUUUUUCAUAUUCUUUUACAAUAUAGUGCAUGACAAGAUACUGAAGGUAGUUCGCUGUGCAAUAUAGUAGGACCUUAUUGUUUAUCUAUUUUAGAUAUAGUAGUGUGUAUCUCCUAAUCCCAUACUCUUAAUCUACCCCUCCUCCUCCUUCCCUAUGGUAACCAUGUGUUUUCUAUGUCUAUUUCUGUUUUGUAAAUAAGAUCAUUUGCAUUCUAUUUUAGAUUGUACACGUAAGUGGUAUCAUGUGAUAUUUUCCUUUGUCUGACUUACUUCACUUAGUAUGAUAAUCUCUGGGUCCAUUCAUUUGCUGCAAAUGGCAUUGUUUCAUUCUUUUUUAUGGCUGAAUAGUAUUCCAGUGUGUGUGUGUGUGUGACACACACACGUAUACCACAUCUUCUUUAUCCAUUCAUCUGUCAGUGGUCAUUUAGGCUGCUUUCAUAUCUUUAAUCUCAUUUACAUUUUUUUGGCCGCACCCAAGGCAUGAAGCGCUUCCCAGGCUUUGGACUGAAUCUGUGCCACAGCAGUGACUUGAGCCACAGCAGUGAAAAUCCCAGAUCCUUAAUCUGCUGAGCCACAUAAAAGCUCCCAAGCCACAUUUACUUUUAAGCUUUAAUUCAUCUAGAGGUCAUUUUUGGAUAUAGCAGCAUCGUUUCAGAUAGAAGAUUCAUACUUCAGAAUAUAACAGUUUGGUAUAAACUAAAGGGCCAUACUGCAUCAUGGAUGCAGUUUGAAAAGGGGAUUCAGUGAAAAACAAAAGAAGACUGUGGAUACAUAGUACAUUACCACUUAUGAAAAAUUUUAAGCAUAUAUAUACACAGGGAAAUAUUUUAUAUUUUCAAAUAAACAAUCCAUAUCCAAAGACACCAGAUAAUUAAGUGUAAGAGUUGGAGAGAAUUGGGAUUGGAGAUAAAGGGAAAAAAAAAACAAUACAUGAAAAUAAACCAAGAGAGGGGCUUUGCAUAAACCAAUAGAAGUAGUAUAUUCUGGAUUGAGAAGUGCGGUUUGGGGAUAGGGUGAAUGUAAUUUAGGAGAGGUGACCAGAAAAUCAGAUAGGUGACUAGCCAAAAAGUGUUAAUUGAAGAAAAAGAAAAAGAAAAAUAUCUUAAGUGUUAUGAUUCAUAAGUAAGAUGCCUGUAAGGAAGAAAAAUGCUCUUAACUACAUCUGGUCAUGGUCCUUUUUUUUUUUUUUGCUUUUAAAGCUUGUGUGGGAGAAACAGGAAUUUCUUUUUUUUUCCCCUUAGGUGAAGAUAUCUGUAAAAAAGAAAGCAGAUGUUUCUUUUCAAGUGCAUGUAUACACCUGUCAUAAGACAAAAUGAGUAGUUACUAUUGAGAACAGGCUCUGGUUAUUUUUUAUGUUGCUUGUUAAAUUAAAAUUUUUUUCCUGGCAAGUGUAGGUUUAUAAUUAAGUCGUUUAUCAUAAGUGUUCUUUUGGCUGCAUCUUAAAUUUGAUGACAUGCAGAAGUGAUAUGUGGGUGGUUACUUAGAAAUUAGAUGAAUGAGUUAUUUUAUUGGCCUUUACCAUUUGGUGUGUAGGUUCUUCCUAUUUAUAACAAACACUAAACACCGACUAAUUCAAAAAAGAUCUUGGUCUAGAACUGUGUUCUCGACUUAUUUUCAGCCCACCAUCGCUCUUGACGAAUUUGCUACACUCCCAUUGAUAAAAGUGGUACUUACUUCAUGUCAAAGAUACUGUGUGAGAGGCUGGGGGGAUAUUGCAGGGAACAGUUUGUAUGCAGACAGUUGUAAAGGUAGCAGAUAGAUAUAUAUAUAGUGUUGGGUAGUCUUAAGUAUUAUAAAGAAAAUGAAAAGGGGUACAGAGAUCCUCGAGCAUAGAGUCAAGCAAGGCAUAUCUAGAGAAGAAAUCUUUGAGCAAAGACCAGAAUGGAGAGAGAGGAGCCAUGUGGUGUGAGGGAGGGAUGGUUCCAGGUGGAGGGAAUAACAUUCCUGAGCACCUGUUAGGUUCCAGGCCCUGUUCUCGGGGCUCUGAGUACAGCAGUAACCUCACUGUUAGGCGUCAGCAUUGUUUAUUCUUUAACUGUGCAUACGAUUCUUUUUCAACAUCACAUGUCAUAUCUUUAAUUGCUUGAUUUUCUGAAAUGGAAAAAAAUCCCACUGUGGGAAAGUCCCUUGUUUUCCCCAAUUGCUUAUUACUUCCUGCUCUUUUUCUGGGAGGAGAACCUGUAGAUUUUUAAUCAGGGGCUCCUAACCCGUGGGACACUGAUUGAGGGGACAGAUCCUCAACCUUUCGAUAUUUAAUCAUGGCGCUCCGAGGUGUGUAAGAAUGUCUUGGGUUUUUAAGUCUUUGAGUUGAUAUGAAUUGUGGAUGUACAUAAAAUUCCCUUACUGUAUGGGUACCACAGUUUCCUUUUUCCAGGCCUCCAACCUAGCCCACAACCUUGGGUAAAAUGUUUUUAGACCCUUUUGCCUAAGAGAAGAAGUCACAAUAAAAAAAAAAAAAUUGAAGUAUAGGUGAUAUGUGACAUUAUGUUAGCUUGGGGUGUACAACAUAGUGAUUCAAUAUUUUUAAUAGAUUAUAUUCCAUCUAGAGUCAUUACAAAAUAAUGACCAUAUUUUCCUGUGUUGUGUAAUAUAUCCUUAUUGCUCGUUUAUUUUAGACGUAGUAGUUUGUGUCUCUUAAUCCCAUACCCCAGUCUUGCUCCUCCCCACUUCCCUCUCCCACUGAUAACCACAAGUUUGUUCUCUAUAUCUAAGAAAUCCCAAUUUUGGAUGCUCUUCCUUGCUCUGUCACCUGCUUACUGCUUAAGUUACGUCUGCUCUGUGGCAGUUUCCCAUUUGGAAGCAGGGCACCCUUCCAGUUAGGUUGUAAAAAUAUCUCUGUUUAAAUAAGCCCCCAUGCCCUGGAAGAGUAGAAGCUGCAAAACUUAGCAUCCAAAGAGGAAAAAAAAGAAAGAACAUUCCUAAGAAAGCUGUGUAAAUUUGCAAAUUCGUUGUCCCCUGGUGGCAGCUGACAGGUGGAGUGACAACCCCAACCAAAUAACACUAGGGCCAUUGUGAUAGGAGGGAACUUAAUAUUGUUAUUGUUCCGCUUAGAUGAAAUUUGUCUGAGGCUAUGCCAACUCGUGUAUUGAGAACACCCAAUCGAGCGGAAGAGUUUUUGGUUUCUGCGUUUAGAGCCGCCCAGCAACUGAGGAAAACCGAUUAAAUCUGGAAGGUGGCAGCUCGCUGCACAGGCUUCUCCAGGCACCCUUGAGGAGAAUCAAAGAUAAAUAAAUACCCCUCUUUUAUGAGAAGAGUAUGGGGUGAGAGGGAGUGCCUGGACAGGAGCUAAAAUUUCAAAGGGUUGGGGAAGUUCUCACUGACUUUCUUCCUGAUCACACUCUCGGCUUAUGACCUCGUUCAUGCUCGGAUUAGAGCUGCCCCUUGUAAACAUGUGUGAGUUUGAUAGGCAAGAGAGGAGAUUGAAGUGUAUUUCCAGCAACCUCAGCUGUAGAGGGAAGAGGAUCAAAUACAAAUUUCUUGAUUUAAAAAAAAAAAAAAAAAAGGCUUUCAAAGGUAUUUUCUAAAUCCUAUUGAAUGCUGGUUAGCUUAUGGAAUGUAGAAAAACUCUGGCCUGUUGCACAGAGGUGUACUUUGGAAAGUCUGUCAUUUUUUUCGGGAUAAGUUUUUGAGCUUUCAGGAUGGCCCUUGUUCUGACAUCAGUAAACUACCUGGAGGUCAGGUGCUCCUCAGCUCCUCUAUUUACUGGGCUUGGACCCUGGUCCCUCUUUCUUUCAUUGUGUGGUUUUUUUUUUUUUUUUUAAUCUUUAAUCAAUAAUUUUGGCUUGAGUUUGACCUACCCCGAAGGGGGUAUAGAUAUUUAUUUGGCUAAAAAUAAUUGAUUAUUUUCGUAGACUUAUAGAGCUUUAGAGAUCAUUCAGCCCACCCCUGCCAUUUUAUAAAGAGGAAACAGAAGCCCUGAGAAGUCAAGUGUCUUGCUUAAGGCUCAUCAGCUUGGGAGUAGCUAUACAGGGACUCUACCCAGAUCCUGACCCCCAGUACUCUUCCCCCCGCCACCCCAUGUCGAUAUAUGUCUUUUAAGCUGCUUAGGUUUCAACAUUACAAUACAGUGAAGAGAACUAUAGCAGUUUAUUGAUUUAGAAAGAAUAAUUAAUGAAAUACUUGAAUUCUUGCAGAAUUCAAACCCUUCUAUUCAAUUUCUUAUUUCCAUCAAACCUUUUAGGAGAGCAACCUGGAAAUAAAUGCGUUUCAUUUGUCAUGUUUUUCUUCCUGCUCUGGAGAGUAUACGGUAAUUAAAAAAAAUAAAACAAAGUAGCACAAAGUUAAAUGAAGAAGAACGAAAUCAAAGGUAUUAAUUAUUAAGUGCCCAUAACAGAGAUUCUAAACUAUGACUCCUUUGAACAUAGUUUUUCUUGCUGUGACUGUUGUUACAAUGUUUUAUGUCUGUCUCCACAACCUCCAGUAUUUUCUCAUUCUCUUUUUCCCAGUGUGCAAAGUUGAUUUAAAAUUUUAGUGUAAAUUGAGGAGGGAGAGCUUUUUGAGAUUUCUUAGAGGAGAGGCUGAAAAGCCAGCAUCCUUGUCCUGACUCUAACAGAGGAGAAGAAAAUACAUUAUUGACAGAUGACUUCAGACAGGGAGCAAACAAAUUUUUAAAAAAGGCAUUAGUAUCAAAUAAUUCCUCAAAAGAAAAAGUGCUUUGUGGGUGAAAAAUGUAAUUAAUUUCUCCUGUAAAGAUGUAGGGAGUGUUUCAGGUUUGAUAUAUUUGGUUCCCUAUCAGAAGCCAUAGUUGGCACUUGUCAGUAUUAGCUGUCAGUAGUUGUCAGUAUUAGUUGUGGCUUGCCUGGCCCAUUCCCCUUCAAGUCUUUGUUUAAGGGAAUGGAACUCACCCAGUGACAAUUUUCAGGAGGGCUGAGGUAACCUCCUUCAGUGUGACAAUAGUACUGUUUAUGCUGGAGACAAAUCCCAGAAACUCAAGGUAACAACAUACACGGAGUGAGAGAGUAUAUCCGGGAGAUUUUUACUUGGCAUUUUUACUGCUAACGAUCUACAGAAGUUUUACGUAUUUAGUGCCAGGUCAGGCUUAAGGGGCAGUUUCUAUUUCUGAUUUUCAAAGGUACAAAGAAUCAGCAGAAAGAUUAUAUAAGAGAUAAUAGAGAAUGGAGAUCCUGGUUUCUAUAAAAAAUCGAAGAUACGUGGGAAGGCAAACAGAUGCUUCUGUUUCAUUGUUGUCAUUUUAAUUAAAAGAACUCAAAAAGCACAGUGUAUUUUUUGUUCUUUGAGCAAGGCCUUUGUUUGCAAAAGUCUCAGAAACCCGCCUCCCUCCCCAAACCUAUGAAUACUCUUGUGACCAAUUUAAGCAAGCAGGUAAACUGAGAAACAAAGCAAUUUUCAAGAGUGCUUAUACUUAGAAGAUAGGUCUAGAGUCACAAGGUGUGACCAAAAUCGAGUUCCAUGUCUUAAAACUCAGUUAUCUAAUCUCCCACUCCAUUGCAUAUUCUGCUAGCAGUCAUUCGGUAAAGUACCUUUCAACACUGCAGUCUUUCUAUAAACAGGGUGGCCUUGGAGCGGGGUUAUCUCUAGACUGUUGACAUCGCGUCUCUGCUCACAUACCAAUUGGGUGAAUAUUGGCCCGCAUGAUUCUUGUAAGUGGAUUACAAGGAAUCUAUGAUAGAUUUCAUUCACUUCUGAUGAAACCAAGAACUUUGCCUCUUGAGCUUCUUAAUGAGAUACUGUUAUUUCUUUAUUACUUGGAGGGGGGAGGGCAGGUAGGGGCUCGUUAGCUUUCUGAAUUCUUAGAGGUUCAGCUAAGAAAAUCAAGUCCAUCAUUUUACUCUGCUUGUGCAGGAGUUCGCUCAAUGCAUAAGGUUUACACUAUAGUUUUACUCGUUUACUUAAGACUACAGAUGUGAAUAGGGCUGUUGAGCCUGCCCAGGAGGCAGAACUGUUGUUUUGGAUGAAACUAAAUGAAAUCCCCCUGAUGGAGUCAAAGGUUGAAACAGUGGGAGAGGCUUUUAAGUUUGUGCCUUCUUCACUUUAAACUUUAAGAACUCCCCCCACCCCCAUUUGAGAAAGAUGUUUAAAAUCUAGCAGGAAAUAGUAAUAACUUGAAAAUUAUGCAAGGAACCAAAUAUUAGAGCUCCUGAGUGCUAAGAGUUAGGAAUGGCUCUGGUGGUUAAAAUGAACUUUGGACAAGUUACCUAAUUAACUCGAGUUUCUGUUUCCUGAACUCUAAAGCAAGGAGAUUGGUAAAUGCUCUUCAAAGUUGCUUCAAGCUCUCUAAUUACUGUGUUUUAGUCAUAUACUGAUAAUAAAAAAAUUUAGAUAUGUGCAUACAUUUGUAAUAAAGACAGUGGUUUAUGUUUGUCAA